AUGAUGGACUCAAUUGUGACACUCGCCAAGCGAGUAAAUGUCAUUAUCACGGCAUCAACGACCGAUGCAGAGAUAGCUGAGAUGCAGCGAGAUCCAUGGUCGAAGUCAGCAAAAUACGGAGUAGGGUUUGUGUAUUUUGCCGUUGUGCUGCUGGCCAUCACGACAUUCAUCCGAUGCUGGCAUAUCUGGGGCGAUAAGAUGCGGAUUGCUUUCUACAAAGAGAACCGACCAGAGAUCUUUCGCGAUGACCAGGUAUCGGACGAGUACGAGCUCCCGAGUGCAGGCACGGACGCUUCAAAUGCCCAGUUCUUUCCGUCUCCCACGGCAAUUUCUCCGCCUAAGAGACAGGAAUCGCUUCUUGCUAGGAUAGUCCCCCUGAACAGGGCGAUCGCCUUCAUGCGAUGGAUCUUCUACCGGCCAGUUCCGGUCCUGAAGAUUGGGAAGAUUGAGGUUCAUUUCCCGUCUCUAGGAGUUACCGCGACUGUAUUGGCUGCGUUCAUCUUCGUCACAUUGUACACUUUCGUGCCACAGCCUUUCUACUACUGGUCUAUUUCACUCGGAUCCCCACCUUUGGCUAUUCGCGCCGGCAUGCUCGCGGUGGCUACGAUCCCUUGGAUUGUCGCACUCAGCACCAAGGCAAACUUUAUCACUAUGAUGACUGGCCUUUCUCCUGAGCGGUUGAACGGGCUGCACCGUUGGUUGGCCUACAUUUGCCUCUUCCUCAGUUUGGUCCACACGGUCCCAUUCUACAUUACCCCGAUCUGGGAAGAUGGCGCAUUGGUGAACUAUAUCGUUAGUAUCCCGCCGCACGCAUACGUAUACGGGACUGGACUUGCGGCGCUGGUUCCUCUGCUUGUGUUGUGUCUUCAUUCUCUUCCCAUCCUGCGCAACCGGAUGUAUGAGCUCUUUGUAUUUGUCCACAUCCCGGUUUCGUGGAUCUUUGUGGCGAUGCUAAUAUGGCACACGAGAAACUACCUCUCAACAUGGGGUUACCUAUUCACAACUAUCGCCAUCUGGAUCAUUUCAUAUACUAUCAGGUUAUUCUAUCUGAACUGGACAAACCCUUUGCAUUCAUCGUUUUUGAUUGGAGAAGAGUCGGCCAUAACCAUUCUCCCACAAAACGCGAUCAAGGUCACCAUUCCGACAAAGAUGCGCUGGAGACCCGGUCAGUACGUCUACCUUCGACUCCCAAGGAUUUCCGUGGUGCAAAGCCACCCUUUUACGAUUGCCUCUCUUUGCAGCGAGGACUUUCCUUCUGCAUAUGGUGAUAAAUAUCGGGAUAUGACACUGGUUUUCCGACCAUUCCACGGUUUCACACGCAAGGCAUUUGAGCAAGCUUUGAAGCAUGGACCCUACAGGAUCUACAGCGCUUUUGUAGAAGGGCCCUACGGUGGCAUGCAGCGGGAGAUUGCUGCCUUUGACGACGUGAUUUUCUUCGCCGGAGGAAGUGGUAUUACCGCCAUUGCCAGCCAGUUGCUGGAUCUCAUCAAAAAGAUACGCGAUGGCAAGGCCAUCACCAGAUCGGUGAAAGUCAUCUGGGCGCUGAAAAGUCCAGAGACGAUGGAGUGGUUUCAAGAAGAGCUGCGCAUCUGCCGCGAUUACGCACCUGCCAACAUCGUGAGCUGCCAUUUCUUCCUUACUGGAAUGAAAUCGGACGAUCAAGCUGGACGGGACAUGGUCCAGGAGAAGAUCUAUGGCAUGCUUCGCGGCAUCGACAAGCGCAACUCAGCUUAUAUCCGCGCUGAAGCCGACGGCAACCCUGACGUUGAAAAGGAAUUGCGCCGCGAAAAUGAAGACGGCAUCGCUGCGCUUCCCAACGCAUACAGGCCCUCUCAUACGCCCAACACCCGCCAAUACUACCAGCCUGCUACGAAUCCCCAAGCUCCCGUUGGACCGGCUGUGUAUGGCAACCCGAAUUUCGACUUUGGAUUCGGCGCACCCCAAGCCGUGCCGCAAAGGCCACCACCAGCCCCUGCGCCACGCUUUGCAUAUUAUCAACCGCGUGGACGUGACAACUGGCGUACGGAUUACUUCCGUCCAAACAUAUCACAGAUGGUAAAUGAGUUUUCCAAGACAUUUGGUCGUCGUGCGUGUGUUUUCGUCUGCGGCCCACCGAGCAUGAGAGUUGAGGUUGCCAGUGCCGUCGCCAAGCUGCAGUGGCAAGUGAUGACUGACUCCUCAAGAGAUGAAGUCUUUUUGCAUGCCGAGAACUAUAACAUCUAA
Penicillium bovifimosum is the source of this 2223-nucleotide messenger RNA. RefSeq names its product putative metalloreductase transmembrane component. Gene Ontology annotation, cellular component: plasma membrane. Gene Ontology annotation, molecular function: ferric-chelate reductase activity. Gene Ontology annotation, biological process: copper ion import; iron ion transport; intracellular iron ion homeostasis. The transcript has a single exon. The record is from RefSeq and is a predicted model, not a curated record. Lineage: Eukaryota; Fungi; Ascomycota; Eurotiomycetes; Eurotiales; Aspergillaceae. The coding region runs from base 1 to 2223 and encodes 740 amino acids.